AUGAAGAGAAUACAAAAUCUAAUUGCUAAUGGAAAGCAAUUCUUAAUCGAUAGCUAUUCAAUUCAUAAAUCUAAAUAAGUAUUUUCUCUAUCUAAAUUAGGCACUUAAAGCAUAUGAGAAAUAAUAAUACAAGAAAAUAAUUUCCUAAUGUUAGUAUUGGAAUUCCUAUAAGUAUAUUCAAAUAAAUCAACACAAAUUCCUGUUUUUCCUUAUAUCAGAAUAGAAUAAUGAUUUAAUCAAACAAAUAUUAGAUAGAAAUCCAAUAAAGGAAUAAAUCUUAGGAGAUGAUGAAAAUCCAAAUAACUUUUUUCCAUUGACAUUUUCUGUGUUAAAUGAUGUCAAAGAAACCAGCGAAGUGCUUAUUGAAAAUGGAGCUAACAUCAACUAGGUACAUAAGGAUGGUAAUAAUAUUACUCAUGUUUGUGCUUUCUUUAACAAAAUCUAAGCUUUGAAUUAUUGCAUAGAGAAAGGUGUAAAUUAUGAAUAGUAAAAUGAGAGAGGGGAUACUCCGUUGCAUUUGGCAUCUAUGCAAGGACAUUGUGAAAUAAUAGAACGAUUGUUGAAUUUGAAAUGUAAUGUCAAUAUCGAAAACACAGAGCAUCAUCAACCUAUUCAUGAAUCAGUCUUGUUUGGUUAAUUGGAUGCAUUCAAAAUUCUAUUUAAAUAUUAUUAAGGAAUAUAGAGGAGUUCAUAAUCGCCACACAUCGUUCAUUAUGCUUCUAUGCUCGAAAACAUAUUUAUUUUAAGUGAAAUAAUCAAAAGCAACAAAGCUUUAGUGAAUCUUAGAGACCCUGUAAGCAAUGCAGUUCCACUUCAUUUUAGUGUUAAUUCAAAUUCUUUGGAGUGUACUAGUUUGUUACUUGUAAAUAUUUUUGAUAUUUUAAGGAAAGUGGGGCGUUGCCUAAUGUAAAGGACAAAUUUGGAAACACUCCAUUGCAUUUGGCUGUUGAAAAGAAAAACAUUGAGAUAUGCAAAUUAUUAUGUUUGAGAGGAGCUGAUAUUGAUAUAGAAAAUGAGGAUAAAUUGACAGCCAAAGAUUUAGCUGAGGUUGAUGUAGAUAGAUAAAUUUUGGCUUUAUUUUAAUCAUAAUCCAGAUAUUCAAAUCUUUUCAGAUAAUGAUGUUUAGAG
Messenger RNA from Paramecium octaurelia, 1128 nucleotides. NCBI's taxonomy places the organism in Eukaryota, Ciliophora, Oligohymenophorea, Peniculida, Parameciidae. The record is from the annotation of a GenBank genome assembly.